Molecule: messenger RNA, 537 nt
Organism: Eurypyga helias (sunbittern)
Lineage: Eukaryota; Metazoa; Chordata; Aves; Eurypygiformes; Eurypygidae
Gene: GATAD1
Product: GATA zinc finger domain containing 1
Exons: 3
Biological process (GO): chromatin organization
Cellular component (GO): nucleus
Source: RefSeq, a predicted model, not a curated record
CCCAUCAAGGCUCCCGAGUCUGUAUCCACUAUAAUUACAGCAGAGUCAAUCUUUUAUAAGGGUGUAUACUAUCAAAUUGGAGAUGUUGUUUCAGUGGUUGAUGAGCAGGAUGGAAAAACAUACUACGCUCAGAUCCGUGGGUUUAUUCAGGACCAAUACUGUGAAAAGAGUGCUGCGCUAACCUGGCUCAUUCCUACGCAGGCCAGCCCCAAAGAUUGUUUUGACCCAGCAUCCUAUAUCAUAGGACCAGAAGAAGAUCUCCCAAGGAAAAUGGAAUAUUUAGAAUUUGUUUGUCACGCACCUUCGGAAUAUUUCAAAUCUCGAUCAUCUCCCUUCCCUACUGUUCCUACAAGACCAGAGAAGGGCUAUAUAUGGACUCAUGUGGGACCUACUCCUGCAAUCUCCAUUAAAGAAACUGUUACCAAUAAUUUAUAAUUUUUUUAAGGAAUACUUUGGUUAUUUUGGGUGUAUUCUCAGGUCUGUGAACCCCAUACAAGAUGUUUAAAAAAUGAUAAAAUACUCGUUUUACUUUAUGGA